Messenger RNA from Cucumis melo (muskmelon), 773 nucleotides. RefSeq names its product mitochondrial import inner membrane translocase subunit TIM14-1. The record is from RefSeq and is a predicted model, not a curated record. Gene Ontology annotation, biological process: protein import into mitochondrial matrix. NCBI's taxonomy places the organism in Eukaryota, Viridiplantae, Streptophyta, Magnoliopsida, Cucurbitales, Cucurbitaceae. Gene Ontology annotation, cellular component: PAM complex, Tim23 associated import motor. Bases 175 to 513 code for a protein of 112 amino acids. Gene Ontology annotation, molecular function: ATPase activator activity. The transcript has 3 exons.
UUUAUUACACGAAAUAGAUAUCGCGUAUAGGGACUUUUCUCGACUCGGGUCAAGUUCGGUUUCUAGUAAACCCUAGAAUCGAAUUUUGCGAAACCCCUUGGUGGAAAGGAAACAAAAAACCCAUAGCCAUUGAUUGAUAUUUGUUCAUCCAUCGAGCUCAAGCGUUCUUCGUUGAUGGCUACACCAUUGAUUACAGGAAUUGCUGUUGCUGCUGCAGCUUACGCUGGUAGAUAUGGUAUUCAAGCUUGGCAGGCAUUCAAGAUGAGGCCACCGACGGUUCGAUUACGCAAGUUCUAUGAAGGCGGUUUUCAGCCUACAAUGACUAGGAGGGAGGCAGCUUUGAUUCUUGGAAUUAGGGAGAGUACUCCAACAGACAAGGUGAAAGAAGCACACAGGAAGGUGAUGGUUGCAAAUCAUCCAGAUGCGGGUGGUAGCCAUUAUCUUGCUUCCAAAAUCAAUGAGGCGAAAGACAUCCUGCUUGGGAAAACCAGAGGAAGCAAUUCUGCAUUUUGAUGGUUGCUGCUCCCACUUAUUUGUUCACUUAGCAUAGCAUAUCUCAACAAAACGCGGAGGGAUCUCCAUUUUUCUAGAUUACCUGGUGUGUCAAAAUUUUGACCUUACAUAAAUUUACUCGUGUCCUGAUUGAUUCAUGGGGUUUUUAUUUGUAUACUUCAUACUCUGGAUUUAUUGAUAACAAUGAGAAAGCCUAGUUUCUGUGAUCACUUGCUAUUGCAAUAAUAAUUUCUGGGUACUCUCCCUAGAAAUUCUGUGAA